AUGGCUCUUGUGUUGUUGUAUGUUGAUAAGAAUGGUGAGGUGGUAGAACGAUUUAUCGGUCUAGUCCAUGUUAGUGAUACAUCGACAUGCUCGUUAAAGAAAGAAAUCUACUGUUUUCUUUCCAAUCACUCACUAAGUCCAUCCAAAAUACGUAGACAAGGUUAUGAAGGAGCUAGUAAUAUGAGAGGAGAGAUAAAUGACUUCUUUGAUCAUGUUACUAAUGUGUUGAAUGUUGUUGGAAGAUCUUUUAAGCGUAGAGAUUUGAUUCGUCAUCAUCAAGCUAAAAAGUUGGAGCAGUUACUUAAAUCAGUGAUUAAACAUGAAGGUUCCACCUCAAGUGAUAGAAAUCAAGCAAAAUAUCUUUUGACUGAGAUUAAAACAUUCAAAUUUGUUUUUAUGCUUCACUUGAUGUUGAAAGUGUUGGCAAUGUCAAAUGAGUUGAGCAAAAUUUUACAAAAAAAGGAUCAAGAUAUUAUUAAUUCCAUGGAGUUUCUUAACAUUGCAAAAGAAAGAUUGCAAGAUAUGAGGGAAACUGGAUGGAAGCCUUUGUUGGAUGAUGUUUCCUCAUUUUGUGAUGUACAAGAUAUUUUGAUUCCCAAGUUGGAUGAGUCUUAUUUUCCUGGAAAGUCAAAGCGUAAGUCUUCUGGUGUUUGUUAUUCACACCACUGGCGUAUUGAAAUCUUUUGUGCUGUGAUUAAUGUGCAACUUCAAGAGCUUAAUGAUUGCUUUGAUGUAGUGAGUAGUGAUUUGCUUCUUGGGAUGGGUAGCUCGAAUCCUAUCAACUCUUUUGCUAAUUUUGAUAAAGGGAGAAUCAUGACUUUAGCAAAGUGUUACCCGGAUGAGUUUGAUGAAAUACAGAUUCGGGAUUUGAGUUACCAACUCGAUACUUUCAUAUUUCAUAUGCGAAGUGGUAAUCCCAAGUUCUCCAACUUGCAAGGAAUUCGUGAUUAG
This is a messenger RNA of Lycium barbarum (goji berry), 951 nucleotides long. RefSeq lists its product as uncharacterized. The transcript is spliced from 3 exons. NCBI's taxonomy places the organism in Eukaryota, Viridiplantae, Streptophyta, Magnoliopsida, Solanales, Solanaceae. The record is from RefSeq and is a predicted model, not a curated record. Bases 1 to 951 code for a protein of 316 amino acids.